Messenger RNA from Dermacentor albipictus, 2142 nucleotides. RefSeq lists its product as uncharacterized. The record is from RefSeq and is a predicted model, not a curated record. Gene Ontology annotation, cellular component: extracellular region. Gene Ontology annotation, biological process: carbohydrate metabolic process; chitin catabolic process. Lineage: Eukaryota; Metazoa; Arthropoda; Arachnida; Ixodida; Ixodidae. Gene Ontology annotation, molecular function: chitin binding; chitinase activity.
UCGCCGCAGAAACGCGCGCCGUAUGUAGUGGGUAUGAGCCAUAGGUUGCAAGGAGAACAAAAACUGCGACGCCAUGGCCGUUCCAGUGCUAUAUCCAGCUCAAGAUGUCGUAUCUGGGUCACCCACGUCCCCGGAAAGCCCGAGCGCACCGCCUAGCAGGACUCCGCGAGGGUACUACGUUUCCAACCACUGGCGAGGCGCUUCAUCGCGCACACAUUCGAAGACCAACAUAAAGAUCAAAAGCCCGUUGCUGUCGCCCGAGGAACAGUCUGAUCUGUCUGUGCCAAGCCUAGGAGGAAGCCCCAUGAUGUCGCCUCAUCUCAUGCAGACACAGUCGCCAGUGGAAAUAGUGUCGCCACAGGGUUCGCGAGUGGGAUAUAGCUUCGACAGCGACGAGAGCCACGGGCAUCACCAACGCGGCCGUCCCUGGUGGCAGGUGCUGUGGAUACUGCUCUCGGUAGCGUUCAUCACGCUGCUCAUCCCGCUGCUCGUGUUUCUACUGCCGUACACACGCAUGGGCCACCGGCCACCCAACGUGGACGUCACCAGAGUGUUCAGCAAGGUUAACCUCACUUCCAGCCCGUGGCCCGCCACGCAGAUGACAACGCCGGGCUUACCGAGGGAAACCUACGACCCUGAAGAGAACUUCCUCCUGCCGCCGGGCGAGACCAAGGAACAGUUCUGCACCAGGAAGAUUGGGCCAGAGUUAGGCCCUCCACGACCCCAUUACCCGCUGCCAGCGAUGCCGCCUUACGCUACGAGCCCGAACGAUAUACAGUUGCGGCCACUAAUCUGCGUCUUGAACGCUAAAUAUCAACGCUUCGAGGAGGUGUACCUGCUCCACUAUCUGCCGCUAGACUACUGCUCUUCGAUCGUCGUGUACAGCUACGCGGUGCACGGGACCUCCGGCAAGAUCUCAUACAAGUCCCUGAGCGUCGGAAUCUACGCGCGCACACUGUGGACCUUGAAGAACAGCGGCCGACUCAAGCACCGCACGAAUAACAUUACCGUGUACUUCACCGUCGGGGGAGAGCGCGAGGACAGCGCCAACUUUUCGUUGGUCGCCGCAAACGAUUCCCUUCUGCAAACCUUCGCGACAUUUGCGGCUCAUCAGGUUCGCCCCGGCGUAGAAUGGGAGGGAAUAAAUGUGGAUUGGAACUAUCCCGGAGACCAAUGCAGCCGUCUCGUCUCUACCGAGAACCUUUUCUUUCGCCUGCUAACCAAGCUUAACGACGCUGGUGUGCGCCUCAUUGUCACCGUCCCGCCAGUGAAGUCGCGGCUCAGUCGCUACAGCCUCGACAAAAGGGUCAGCGCAGUCGACUACGUCAUCAUCAAGACGCACACGCACACGGCGCCCCCAUCAUUGCGCAAUGUCGUCAGGUGCAGCGACGACCAGAGAGCAGCGGCAGACGUUUUCAACGCAGCGCUCAGCACGUUCAACAUGACCGACAAGGCGAAUCUGGGAUACAGCAUUUCGGUGGGUCCUGAGACUUUCAAGGCCCCGGCCGCCAAGCUGGGAGCUCCUGUGCUGGAUAUUAUCCAAUGGGACAACACCACGCGUCAGCCCGGCCGGACGAGCUACGCCUCCGUAUGCCGUAUACCUAUUCGCCCGACAGCCUGGCAUCCUCACUGCAUCAUGGUCGCCCGCCAGAUUGACAAUCAAACUGUGCACGUGGCGACGUUCGCCGACAAGCACGCGCUGCAUCAGCGCAUGAACCGCACGUACGAGGACCAAAUGGCCAUGGCGCCCGUGGCCGUGUUCGACAUCGACCUGGACGACGUCGAGGGAAACUGCACUGGCGUCAUGUCGCCGCUCAUACGUGCCGUGGCCACGGGGCCCGGCUGACUUGUUCGGUGACGACGGGGGACGCGCAGGGAUUGAUUGACCAGGAAGCGGCCUCACUCCCUGCACGAGACACGCCUCGCCGACGGCGCGGCACAACAGGCGUGCGCGGAUCUCGGAGUUUCAUUCCGGAAGCAAAAGGAGUCGUUUCCCUAGGUUAAAUGAGCCACCUCGAAUUGACGGCUCGAAUUUGCUGUCCUGAACGAAAAUGUUUUGUCAUAACGUAGGUGCGAGAUAGCGCGGACGAUCUAGUCCUUUUUUUUUUCUCCGCCAGUAAUAAACGCUUCUUUGACUUGAAA